This is a messenger RNA of Nematocida minor, 1212 nucleotides long. Its product is annotated as DNA polymerase alpha subunit B. Gene Ontology annotation, biological process: DNA replication initiation; DNA replication. Gene Ontology annotation, cellular component: alpha DNA polymerase:primase complex. NCBI's taxonomy places the organism in Eukaryota, Fungi, Microsporidia. Bases 1 to 1212 code for a protein of 403 amino acids. The transcript has a single exon. Gene Ontology annotation, molecular function: DNA binding. The record is from RefSeq and is a predicted model, not a curated record.
AUGGACAGAGCCGAGGAAAUAAGCAGAUGGCUGGUUAGGAACAGACGCGAGGGAAGGGUAGAUCAGGCGGGCGUGCUGGGUGCGGUGAAGAGUGUGCACAGAUUUCUUCCCAAUUUCAGCCUUUCCUUCUACGCAUACAUUCGAAAACGAGUGGAAAUAUUUGCAGAUAGCCCGGGGUAUGCUGUGGUCACAGGGCAGACUGUGCAAAUGCAGAUGUACUGUGGAAUGGUGAUGUAUGCCAGCAAUGGAUACUUUCUGCUGUGUGUGCAGCCUGAUUGCACAGCUGAGGUUGUAAAGCUGGACUUUUCUGAGCUGGCUGACUACACAGUGUACUCUGGGCAAAUAAUAAAAAUACUGGGAGUGAAUCCAAUAGGAGAAGAAGUGGUUGUAGACUCAGUGGUGUAUGAUAAAGUGCUAGAUCUCGUGAUGAAGCCUGAGAAAGAGACACAGUUUACGGUAGCCGUUAUUAAUGCGAAAAAAGCGAUGAAUGAAGAAAUACUCCAGAACAGCGGAAUAAAAGUUCAUAAGGAAAAUGCAUUAGACAGUGGUAAAAAACAGCUAGACUCUGAAGCUGUCCUGGAGCUAGUUAGAAAGAGCACUUCUGAUGUGGUGAUAGUCUUUGGAGACAUUCCUGUAGAAGAAAGAGAGAUGUACAAGGAAAUGUGUUCUACUAAAAAAAUAAGAAUAGUCUGUGUGCCAGCUCACGAUGGAAUUGAGUCUACUAUGGCAUAUCCAACAGAGUACCUCAAUAGAGCAUCACAUACUGCUGUGCCUUCUGUCACGGAUGCUCAGGCUGUUCGAGAGAUAUACGAGAUAUCUGGCAGUUUAUUUGUGGAAGUGCAGAAUCCGAGCAUGAUAAGCAUGAACGGUGUUUUAAUUGCUCUUUCCAGCAUUGAUGUGCUCUUGGGGAUAUCGCGCAAAGAGAUCAGCCGAAACAGAAAAACAAGAAUGCUGGACAUAAUCACCCACUCCGUCUAUCAGAGCACAUUUCUUCCCUUCGUUCCAAGCGAUGUUCCUGUGGACUAUUCUGUGUCCAGCGCAUUUAUAUGGCCAUACUCCCCAGAUCUCUACAUAUUCCCCACUCUUCUCUCUGCGAACAUGGAGGAAGUGUGUGGAACGUAUGCAGUGCCUCUGAACAGAACAGAAAUAGAGCUAUCUGUGCACUGUACAGUGGAUGGCACAGUUUCUGUUGAAACGGUGCGCAGUAAAUAG